AAUUCUCUGGAAAGUGACGCAACUAAAAGUGUUUUGGUAUAAAAGACGCGAAAACAGUUCGAAGUAUUAGUAUUGAAAGAGAAGAAGGUGAAGCUAGAAGCAGAAUCUGAAGCCCAAUCACAAGCUGAACAAGUUAAUCAAAAAUGGCGAAUACAUUACCAUUUAAGUGUUAUCUUUUAACUAACAACGAACAAGAUAAGGAAAUUCGUCGUUUCACUGUUGACCCAGACGUGGUGGGUAAUUUCACGUAUCUUAGGGAGAAAGUCCGUUCCGUUUACCCACAGUUGCUACGUGAGAAUUUCAGUAUUUCCUAUAUUGACGAAGAAGGAGACAAAGUGACAGUGUCUAGUGACGAUGAGCUCUUGGGAGCCCUUAUGUUUGCCAAGCGUAAAGAUGAUGAGCCAUUCCGUCUCAUUAUUCAACUUACCGGUGGAGUGAGACCUGAAGGUGCAUCACCACCUUCUGGGUCACCUGGCAAUUGUGAAGGGGAAAUCCACUGGGGUGUGACUUGUGAUGGCUGUCAAGGGACUGUCAAAGGAUUUCGCUAUAAAUGUUUCCAAUGUCCUGAUUUUGAUCUAUGCGGAAGAUGUGAAACAGCAGGACAACAUCCAGGACAUACGCUUAUUCGCGUUACAGGAGCUAUGCCUGUGUCAUUCCAGGCAAUGAGGAACUUACUGAAUGGAGGGGCUGAAGUUCCACAUUGGCGUCGGAAGCAUCAUGGACGUUUCCACCAUCAUCAAGGCCAUCACGGAUGGAGCGCCUGUUCCCAACCUGGCGCCAAUGCUGAAGUUAAUCCCCCAACCGCGGCGUCAGGGUGCAAUAAAGGAGCAAAUAAGCCAGAUGGGAAGCCGCAUUGUCCAUACAAAUUUUACAUGGACCAGGCAAAAGAAACUGCCUCAAAUUUCCAAGCUAACCACCCCGAAUACCUUUCGAGUUUGGGCAGCACGAUUGCGUCCGUCAUAGAAGGGCUCGGACUAGGACUUGGCGUUGGUAGCAGUGGUGGAUCCUGCCCUCGUACAUCUUCGCAGAAGCCAGAAGCAAAGAAAGAAAAUAUUGUCAAGCAGGAGACCAAACCCGAAGCGAAGAAUAACAAACAAGAAGUAAAAAAAGAAGUUAUCAUUCCCGUCACUCUAGAGAGUGAUGAGGUGCCUGUCAGCGCGUCCAUUAUGAACCCUUAUGCUCAGCUAUUUGACGCAAUUGCGGUUGCGAGGGCUGUUGAAAUGAGCAAUGCCAACCUGGCAGCCGGCGCUGCUGCGGCCGCCCAAAAAAAUGCAAAUGCUGAAACUGCUGUUCCUAAAGUAAGUCCCCAGUCUGACAUGACUUCACAGACGGGAAUGACAGCUCAAGCGCCGCCUCAAGCUGUCGCUGAGGCCGUAGCUGAAGCAGUAGCACAGGCCCCUUCCCAGGCUGUCGCCGAGGCUGUUGCUGAAGCUGCUGCUUCAGCCCUUCCUCAGGCCGUAGCUGAGGCUGUUGCUGAGGCUGCUGCUUCGGCCCCUUCUCAGGCUGUCGCGGAUGCUGUUGCUAAAGCUGCUGCAGAGGCCGCUAGUGCUGCUCAGACUGCCAGUAUUCAAGCUCUGGCUGAGGCUGGUACUGCAGCCGAAAAAGAUCCUUCUCCGUCACAGCAAAAUGAAAAUACGACAGCGAGCGUGAAGCCUUCCUCCCCGCGUGGUGAUUCUGGUGACUGGACCAUCGUAGACCAUGGAACAGGAAACGCUAGUAGCGGUAGAUCAACCCCUGCAGAGCCUGCCACCCAAACAGAGGGUGCCCGUCCGAAAAAUCCGCCUCAAAAGCCAGUGCAGGAGAAGGUUCCGAGUCAUCCAGAUCCUUACAUAUGCGCUGCUUUGGAGACUAUGCUGGCAAUGGGAUUUACCAAUGAAGGAGGUUGGCUUGCCCAGCUAUUGGAAGUCAAAGAGGGAGACAUAGGAAAGACCCUAGACGUUUUACAGUCACAAUUCCAGCGCCGUCAGCAGUUUUAGGAAAAAUUACUGAAUUCAAAUUCCGCAAUGGUAGUCGUGGAACUCGACGGAUGCAUUAAUCGUUUUACUUUUCGCUACUCCAAUUUUAUACUGCAUUAUAAUCACCUAUCGUUAAUCAUGGUAUUAAGACUCUUUCGCAUUAUUUUACCUAUGUGUCCUGUUUAGUUUUUAGUUCUUCUUCAUCGGUGAUUGUAAUCCGAGAUUAGUUAGCAAGUGACACCUAGAAAUACACGUAUAUCGACCGCGAAGAUAAA
This is a messenger RNA of Daphnia carinata, 2230 nucleotides long. Its product is annotated as sequestosome-1-like. NCBI's taxonomy places the organism in Eukaryota, Metazoa, Arthropoda, Branchiopoda, Diplostraca, Daphniidae. The record is from RefSeq and is a predicted model, not a curated record. The transcript is spliced from 5 exons. Gene Ontology annotation, cellular component: amphisome; aggresome. Bases 144 to 1976 code for a protein of 610 amino acids. Gene Ontology annotation, molecular function: K63-linked polyubiquitin modification-dependent protein binding; protein kinase C binding; zinc ion binding. Gene Ontology annotation, biological process: mitophagy; aggrephagy; endosome organization.